AUGGCUGACACCAUGGUCUCAAUACGCAGCUCGGAGCUGGGUCCACUAGGCUGGGACGCUGUCACUAAACAUAAUCUCUUUCUACAGAAAGUCUCCUCAAAGCUGGGGCCCAAUUCCAGGCAUCAAGGGAAAGGUUCAAGAGUGGAUAAGGGGCCCUCGGGACCGGCUGCACCUCCAGGGUCAGGGACGGGACCUCCAGGACCGGGGAGCGCUGGGCCUCGGCAAACCCAGAGUAAUAGCUCCAAUAUGGGUGAGAGUGGACAGAGUGCUGGAGGCGGAUCUCAAACAAAGCAGAGCCAAAGUCAGUGCCAGGGUAUCCCAAAACCUCGCACCACUGCAGCUGUCCUGGGUCCUGCAACAUCCAACUCUAAACCAAUAGCCAAUCAGCAGGCACUGGGGCCGGUCAGACGACAUGCCGCAUCAAAACGUCCUGUGAAGGGAUUACCCACAAGCCUAACUUCCUCAUCACAGGGAAGCACCGAGAUCAGUGGAGCGACAAGCAAAGGUCUGAAGGCCCCAACAGUAAACAAUAACAACACAACAAAAACAGCAGCCGCCCAUUCAAUAGCCCCUGCUGCCAAUCAGGGCCUGACAAAGCAGGCAUCCCAGUGUCCCUUGCAAAGAAGCAGCUCAGCAAAACACGGUCAAAUAAACAGCACAGUGGACAAAAACAAGGCACCAGCAAGACCCACAAACUCCAACUGCAGCUCACUGGGAGCAGUACCCACAGGAGGAAACAACCAAAGAAAGCAGCAUCCUCCACCAGAUCUGGUUCCAGAUGUGGUGAAUGCUAAUGCACCAUUGACGGCAGUUUUCCAUGUGCCGGCCCUUGAUACCACUAACACUGGCUCAGGCACAAUUGGAACCUCUGGUCUUCGGUUCAAAGCAAAAACCGGUUCAAGAUCCAGCUUCAAAACAGCAUCUCGCCUACUUAAUGCUUCCAAGCAUGGUGCAGCUGGGACUGUUGUGGCGGACCGGAUGGUCACUGCCAAACAGAACCAGAGCAAAGAACUGGCAGAGAAGAAGAACCAGGCCAUCAACCAGCUUAGGAAGCUUCUCGUCCAGGGGAAUAAGAGAGUGGAGGCUCUGGCUAUAGUCAUCCAACAACUCUUCACUGAGAGUGAGGAAGCCCUAAAGCAGAAGAACGGGUUGUCGCUGGAACUGACAAACCUCCGAGACGAACUGGUUGCAUCGUCACAGUGCUGCGAGCGUCUCCAGAAGGGAAAGGAGGAGGUGCGCGUCAGCUUGGAGGAGGCCUUGAACAGGCUGCAGAAGCAGCACAAGGAGGAGCUUGUGCUGCUGGAGGACAGAUUGAGGAGUUUUUACCAAACAGAGUGGGACAAAGUCCACCAGACAUACCAGGAGGAGGCCGACAAAUGCCGCAUGUUGAUGGAACAGCAGGUGGAGGAGCUAAAGAGCCAACAGGAAGCAGAAAAGAAGAACCAGGAAGUGAGUCAGAGCAAGAGGAUGGAGUCUUUCAAACUGCAGCAUGAUACCUCCAUACAAGAGCUAAAGAGGAUCCAGCAGAUGGACCUGGAGAACCUGAACAAAACACUGAAGGAGACUGAAACAUCUCUUUCUGAGAAAAUAUGUGAGCUGUCAGCAGAGAAGGGGGCUCUGAAUGAAAAGCUGAAGGCAGAGGAGGAGAGAAGGAGGCAGAUACUUACUGACAAGAAUUUGAAGGACUCCCACACAGUGUACCUGGAGCAGGAGCUGGACAGUCUUAAGGUGGUGCUGGAGAUCAAGAACAACCAGCUGCACCAGAAGGAGAAGAAGGUCAUGGAGAUGACCAAACUGUUGGAAACUAAUGUGAAACUGGACGAGUGUCUGACCAAGGUCCAACAGGAAAACGAGGACUACAAGGCCAGGAUGGACAAACAUGCUGCUCUCUCCAAGCAGCUGUCCAGUGAACAAGCCAAACUCCAGCAGACACUGCAGAAAGAGUCGAAGGUAAACAAGCGUCUGUCCAUGGAGAACGAGGAGCUGCUGUGGAAGCUGCACAACGGUGACCUGCUGUCGAGUCCCCGCCGCCUCUCACCCACCUCGCCUUUUGGCUCACCGCGGAACUCUGCCUCCUUCCCCACAACAGCACCUCUAUCUCCCAGAUAAGCCAAAACCACAACCCCUUCCUCUCCUGAGACAUCCUGCUUGUACUCAUAACCUUUACAAGAGAAAUACUUCAGUCACAGCAGUAUUGCUGCAUAUUAAUGAUACACUUGUAUGGAGGACUCAAAAUGACUUAAGUAUAAAUAAAUAAAUGCAUGAAUAAAUAAAUAAAUGCUUAAAUAUAUGUAUAAAUGAAUAAAUGCUUAAAUAAAUGUAUAAAUAAAUAAAUGUAUAAAUAAAUAAAUAAAUGCUUAAAUAAAUGUAUAAAUAAAUAAAUACAGGAAUGAAUAAAUAUAAGUUAUAAAUCAACAGGACAUCAUUAAAUAAAUAUAUUUCUACAUUU
Messenger RNA from Pseudoliparis swirei, 2449 nucleotides. Its product is annotated as microtubule-associated tumor suppressor 1 homolog A-like. The record is from RefSeq and is a predicted model, not a curated record. Lineage: Eukaryota; Metazoa; Chordata; Actinopteri; Perciformes; Liparidae. Gene Ontology annotation, cellular component: cytoplasm; nucleus. The coding region runs from base 1 to 2109 and encodes 702 amino acids. The transcript is spliced from 14 exons. Gene Ontology annotation, molecular function: microtubule binding.